AUGGUGCUGGAAGGGCUGAAGGCCAAGCUGCGGUGCUGGGGCCGGCAGCUCUGCUACUCCCUGCUCCUGCUGCUCUAUGCGGGGUGGCCCCAGUGCCUCACCCCCCCCCUCCGUUACAGGCUGCUCUUCGGGAUGCUGUACCCUGCCUACGCUUCCUACAAGGCUGUGAAGACCAAAAACAUCCGGGAAUACGCAGACCCUGCGUUUCCCUUCUACUACGAGGUUAAGAUGGCCUUCGUCAUCUGGCUGCUCUCCCCCUACACCCGGGGGGCCAGCCUGCUCUACCGCAAAUUCGUGCACCCCACGCUGUCCCCCAAGGAGAAGAGCCAGGGCGCGCUGGCUGGGCGGCUCCGAAGCUUCAGCAUGCAGGACCUGCGCUCCAUCCCCGAUGAGACCCCCGUGCACUACCGGGACCCCCUCUACCUGGAGGAGCAGGAGAGCCGCAGGCAGCUGCUCG
Egretta garzetta (little egret) is the source of this 457-nucleotide messenger RNA. RefSeq names its product receptor accessory protein 4 (gene REEP4). The annotation marks the transcript as partial. Gene Ontology annotation, cellular component: endoplasmic reticulum tubular network; endoplasmic reticulum membrane; cytoplasmic microtubule. The transcript has 4 exons. Gene Ontology annotation, molecular function: microtubule binding. Gene Ontology annotation, biological process: endoplasmic reticulum tubular network organization. The record is from RefSeq and is a predicted model, not a curated record. Lineage: Eukaryota; Metazoa; Chordata; Aves; Pelecaniformes; Ardeidae.